UACCACACACAAGCUUUCGUGUAGCUUAUGCAUAUAGAGAAAGAACGUUACUUCGUUUUGUUGCUUCUUGGAUUGUUUGUUAAUUUAGGUAUAACAUCUCCAUUAAAACCGGCAAAAUGUCAGAUAUUAGUAAAGAAGAGUUGAAAAAGGAAAUCGCGGCCGUUUUAAAAGACGCCGAUCUAGGCUCCAUCACAUCUAAAAAAGUGAGACAAGAAAUCGAAAAGAAGCUCGACAUCGACCUCGCUUCUAGGAGAAAAGAAGUAGACGAAUUAGUUAUGGAAUUUAUCGACAGCGACAAAAGCAAGAGUAAGAAAAACGGUAACGCUGAAGAUGACGACGACGAAGACGAUGAUGACAACGAAGAAGACGAGGAAGAUGAAGAAGAGGAAGAAGAGAAAAAACCGAAACGAAGUGCCCCGAAGAAAGCAGCUCCGGCUAAACGUAAGGCCGCCUCUAGCGAUGAAAGUGAAGAAGCCUCUGACGAUGAAGGUGACGACGAAUACUCCCCGAAAAAGAAAUCUGCCAAGAAAGGUGCUGCUAAACGUGGUGCUGGUGGUAGAAAGAAGAAGGGUGGCUCUGAUGAUGACAGCGAUGAAGAUUGGGGUAAAGGUAAAAAGAAAGGACGUGCUUCUGCAGCCAAGAAAGCUCCCGGCGCUAAACGAGGUGGCGGUGGAUACACCAGACCGGUCAAUUUAAGUCCCGAAUUAGCUGCUCUCGUUGGUGAAGAUCAGAUGCCCCGGCAUGAGGUUGUUAAAAGAAUAUGGGCUAUUAUUAAAGAACGUAAUCUUUAUGAUCCUAAAAAUAAACAAUUCGCUAUUUGUGAUGAUGACCUUCUUAAAGUUAUCGGAGUCAAGCGUUUCCGUACGUUCGGAAUGAUGAAAUUUUUGAAGAAUCAUUUUGUAGAUUAAGUUGUUCAUUCGAUUUCCGUGUCCGCUAGUAUUUUUUUUCCUGACUGUGCUGUACUUUAGACAUUAUUUUUGACCUAACAACUGGGUUGUUAAUUUUUUUUCACCGUUGUUUCUUUGUUGUGUAAAAUUAUGAUGACUAGUGUCUUUAUUGUCGCUUCGGGUAUUUUUACCUACCUUCUACUGGUUUUGUAAACUUUUGGAAAUACUUUUCAAAAUAGUGUAAAAUAACUCGUAAAAACGUUCACACGGUCAUUAUUGGGUUGGAUAAUAUGAGUUUUUCUCUUUAUUUUGUGUAUCAUGUUUUAACUUACGCUAUUGAAUUGUUUAGCGCUUUUAUUGUUUAACUUAUUAUUUAUAGAAAAAAUUGAAGUAAGAGAUAAUCGUAAGGUCGUAUAGUGUGAAUCAUUCUUGCACUGGCGUUUUAAUUCCUUUUCUCUUUUUUUUAUAUACAUAUUAUAAGUUGAGCAGUAUGCAUUUUUACAUUUUAAGUUUUAAUUUCAAAUGAAGCAAACUUUUAAUAUUACUUUGAAGUGUAUUUUUAGUCAGGAGUAUUUCUUCUCAAUACAAAUAUUUAUGUACGGAUAAA
This is a messenger RNA of Planococcus citri (citrus mealybug), 1494 nucleotides long. RefSeq names its product upstream activation factor subunit spp27 homolog Non2 (gene Non2). The coding region runs from base 117 to 908 and encodes 263 amino acids. Gene Ontology annotation, cellular component: nucleus. The transcript is spliced from 7 exons. NCBI's taxonomy places the organism in Eukaryota, Metazoa, Arthropoda, Insecta, Hemiptera, Pseudococcidae. The record is from RefSeq and is a predicted model, not a curated record.